AUGCUGUCCAUUUCAGUUCUUCUCCAACGCAACCGUUAUUUCCUGCUUCCCCUUAACCUGCUUUUCUGCGCUGCGUUGGUCCCCAGGAUUGUGGCCUCUCCAGUGCCAAAUUCCAAUCCUCUGUACCAGUUUGAUGGGCAAGUCCGGCUUCGCCAUCUCUAUACAGCCAAUGGACGGAUCCACCUCCACCUGGAGAUCUUCUCAGAUGGCACAGUGCGUGGCUCCAAAUACCAGAGCCCCUUCAGUUUGAUGGAAAUCAAAGCAGUGAAAUUGGGAAUUGUUCGUAUCAUGGCCAAGAAAACCUCUAGAUUUCUUUGCAUGGAUUCUGAAGGACAUCUAUAUGGCUCACUGUUGUACUUGGAAGAGGCCUGUAAUUUCCACGAGAUAGUUCUUCAAGAUGGUUAUAACGUGUACUAUUCAGAGGCCUACAAUCUUCCCGUCAGCCUCAGCAUGAUGGAGAAUUUGGCCCACAGCCGUCAGCUGCCCCCUUUCUCCCAGUUUUUACCUUUAGAUAACAAGAUUCCCCUUGACCGAAUGCUUGUGGACAACGAAUACGUUCAACAGGUGCCUGACAUUGAGUCGCCUGAUCCCUUCAACAUAAUGGAUCAAAAUCAGGGCUUGAGAAGCCUAAGUUUUGCCUUCAGAUAG
This is a messenger RNA of Protobothrops mucrosquamatus (brown spotted pit viper), 648 nucleotides long. RefSeq names its product fibroblast growth factor 21 (gene FGF21). The coding region runs from base 1 to 648 and encodes 215 amino acids. Lineage: Eukaryota; Metazoa; Chordata; Lepidosauria; Squamata; Viperidae. The record is from RefSeq and is a predicted model, not a curated record. The transcript is spliced from 3 exons. Gene Ontology annotation, cellular component: cytoplasm. Gene Ontology annotation, biological process: regulation of cell migration; animal organ morphogenesis; fibroblast growth factor receptor signaling pathway. Gene Ontology annotation, molecular function: fibroblast growth factor receptor binding; growth factor activity.